Messenger RNA from Staurois parvus, 4180 nucleotides. NCBI's taxonomy places the organism in Eukaryota, Metazoa, Chordata, Amphibia, Anura, Ranidae. The record is from the annotation of a GenBank genome assembly.
GUAAAUCCAUACAGUCAAAAGUGGACUGCAUUUUGCAAGAAGUUGACAAGUUUACAGAUCUUGAGAAACUCUACCUCUACCUCCAACUGCCUUCUGGUCCUAGCAAUUCAGAGAAAAGUGACCAGAGCUCUUUGUCAUCUAGUCGAGCUCAGCAAACUCAUGCUUUCUCCUGGAUUAAAAAUACCUUAGAGGAGCACCCAGAGACAUCUCUGCCCAAGCAAGAGGUCUAUGAUGAGUACAAGAGCUAUUGUGACAAUCUUGGCUAUCACCCACUAAGUGCUGCUGACUUUGGAAAGAUUAUGAAGAAUGUAUUUCCGAACAUGAAGGCACGUCGCCUGGGCACAAGAGGCAAAUCAAAGUAUUGCUACAGUGGGCUGAGAAAGAAAGCAUUUGUGCACAUGCCUUCACUUCCCAAUCUGGAUUUCAACAAGUCAGGAGAUGGGCUGGAUGGAAUGGAAGUGUCAGCGCAGUUGCAGAAUGCUGAUGAAGAGGUUGUUUCUGCAGCUUGUCGUCUUGUUUGCGAGUGGGCACAGAAAGUCCUAAGUCAAUCGUUUGACUCAGUUUUGGAUUUGGCCCGUUUCUUAGUCAAAAGUCACUACAUUGGCACUAAAUCAAUGGCAGCAUUAACCGUAAUGGCAGGUGAUUCAGCAGGAUUGAAAGGAAUUACACAGACAUCUGCAUUUGUACCCAUGUCUGAAAGCAAUGCCUUCCACCCCCUCAAGUGAAGACCUUAGCUUCUCCUGUAGAUGCCAAACAGCAGUUACAAAGGAAAAUACAGAAGAAGCAGCAAGAGCAAAAGCUGCAGUCACCUUUGCCAGGAGAACUUCAGGUGAAAAAACAGGAUGGACCAGCUGCCAAUGGAAUCGCCAGUAUAUGUAAUGGAAGUCCAGCUAUCCUUUCUCCACAGCCUAUCGGGAUUGUUGUUGCAGCUGUUCCCAGCCCAAUACCGGUUCAAAGAACCAGGCCACUUGUGACUUCACCCAGUCCUAUUGCCUCCUCUGAGGGGAAGGUUUUACCACUCAACGUUCAAGUAGUUACUCAACACAUGCAGUCUGUAAAGCAGUCACCAAAGACUCCACAAAAUGUUCCAGCAAGCCCUGUUGGAGAUCGUUCUGCUAGACAUCGCUACCCUCAAAUUUUACCUAAGCCAGCCAGCUCCAAUGCUUUGACGAUCCGCUCACCCACCACUGUGGUUUUCACCAGUAGCCCAAUUAAGACUGUGGUGCCAGCACCACAUGUCAGCUCUCUGAAUGUUGUGAAGAUGACCACAAUAUCACUUGCUCCCAGCAAUGCUAGCACUUCAGCAAAACAAACCCCUUCUGUCAAUAACAGUGUUGGAGUGUCAGAUGAAAACAGAACUGUGCCACAGAUCAAAAAUGGCUCUGUGGUUUCACUGCAGUCUCCUGUACCCAGGAUGGGCACACCUGUGGCAUCUGCAGUAGAGGUAAAAACAGAACCAGAAAUUCUUAUAGAGGAUAAUCACCCAUCCCAAGAAAGUACAGAUUGUCCAAGACCUAGGAAAGGUACUCCAAUUUCUUUCACACCAAAAGUCAGUUUGGAGAAACAGUCUCAAGAUGCUGCCCGUGAAACUCAGAGUGCCAAAGCACUUGACCAGAGAGUUGAAAUAACAAGGACCAAAUGUAAAGGCCGCUUAAUAGAAGGCGCAUCUAUUUCCUCAGCUGGUUGUAGUCAGGGUACUGUGACUCUGUGUGUCACACCUCAGAGUGUAUUCAGCAGUAUUUCCUGUCCAAAUACGAACACUGACUCAGCUGGAAAGGAUAUGAGAUUGUCUAUUAAGAGUCCUCGAAAACGCUUAACUUCUACAGUACAGGACUCACAGUUACCACCAGCGAAAAAAUCACUUCUUGGUCAGCUGUCCUCAGCUAUUGCUGAAUGUCAGAGACCAGUAGGGAUUACUGUCAAGAAAGUUCAAAAAGCACUGACAAUGAAGACUGAUAAUGCAGUAACAAUUGCGUUAGCGCCUAAUAAAGGCACUCAGCAAGUGAGUAAUACUGAGUUAAUAGAAAGCUUUUCCUUGGACUGUGUUGAUGAAAAGACCACUGAUACUCACCAAGAACAUGCAGUCUCAUCCCAGGAUGUUAAAGUUAAACUAGAAGGUAAUGUGUUUAAGCUUGUCAGUGAUUCAAAGGAAGAGAUGCCUUUCAAUCAAAAUGCAUGGCAGGAGAUUGCCGAAAGUUCAGAUUUCACAUCUAGCAACUGCGAGCAGCCUCAAACUAUUAGCGUUCUGGAUAUUCCAGGAACUUCUGGUGCUGAUAACCUGCAAAAAACUGUAUGGGAACCAGUAGACUUUGAAGGACUACAACAGGAUGCUUACAGUCAGCAACUUGAGGAUUCUUCUUUGAAUCAGCUACAAGCACAUUCAUCUAACCAGUUACCUCAACGUUCUAAUCUAACAGACCCUCCCACAAACGAAAGUUUCUUUUCAUUUGAUGAUGACCUCACGCAAGAUAGCAUUGUUGAGGAACUGGUGCUGAUGGAGGAGCAAAUGUCUAUGAAUAACAGCUCUCAAAACUAUGGUAGUUUAGGAAUGGUGCUCCAAACCCAAGCAACAGCUGCCCAUGGUACACCGGUACCCACACAUUCAAGUAGCACUCACUUUUACCAUUCAGUACAUAACAGUGGCACUCCAGUGCACACUCCUACUUCAACAGCAACCCCAACUCUAACCCCAACCCCUACAUCAGAGAUGAUUUCUGGGUCUCAAAGCUUGUCAAGAGAGAGCCCUUGUUCUCGUCUCGCUCAAACAACACCUGUAGAUAGUGCAUUAGGAAGCAGUCGGCACACACCAGUUGGGACCCCACAUUCUAACUGCAGUAGCAGUGUUCCUCCAAGUCCUGUUGAAUGCAGGAAUCCCUUUGCCUUUACCCCUAUAAACUCCAGCAUCUCUUAUCAUGAUGCUAGCAUUGUCUCAAGUAGCCCUGUUAAACCAAUGCAAAGGCCAAUGGCAACUCACCCUGAUAAAACUAAGCUAGAGUGGAUGAAUAAUGGAUAUAGCACUGUUGGUAAUUCUUCCGGUCAUGGUAUACUUCCAAGUUACAAAGAGCUAGUAGAAGACAGUUUUAGAAAGCCACAUGCUUUUGCUGUGCCUGGUCAGUCAUAUCAGUCUCAAUCGAGACAUCAUGACAAUCACUUUGGUCGUAUAACUCCUGUUUCUCCAGUUCAGCAUCAGCUUUCCUCGUUAAGUAAUACUUCUAAACAGGAGGGUUUUGCUGUUCCUGCCCCUUUAGACAACAAAGGAUCAGGUACAUCUGGAAAUGGCAGCAAUUUUAGAUGUCGUAGUGUAAGCCCGGCAGUUCACCGACAGCGCAAUUUAAGUGGAAAUACAAACUGCCCGACUUCAAAUGCUCCUCGAUCCAAUGUGACGGCUUUUGGAUCUGUGGUAACUGCAGAGGUUCAUAAUAUACUUGCUAAUGUACAGUCAGACACCAGUGCCAAUAGUAUAGCGCAAAGAAGCCAGUCAGUUCCUUUAACUGUUAUGAUGCAGACUGCUUUCCCAUCCUUGCAAAAACAAAGCAGUACUCAAAACAUCACACACGUUUUAUUAAACAAACUGGAUUCUGAUCGUGAUGAUGCGGUUCGAGGGUUAGGAAUUAACAAUAUGCCUUCUAACUAUACUGCAAGGAUGAAUCUCACUCAGAUUUUGGAAACAUCUCCCAUGUUUUCUGGUGCCAAUCAACAAAAUGUGAUGAAUUCCAGCACUUCAUCUUAUGAAUUCCAAACGCCAGCUUACCUCACGAAAAACAGCAGUACUGAUACAAUUGGUUUUACUACUGGAGACAACCAAGCACAAUCUGAAAUUGGAGAGCAGCAACUUGAUUUCAAUAGCACUGUUAAGGACCUGCUAGAUGGAGAAAGCCUCCAAUCAAACCAGCAGCUUGCUCAAGUGGCUUCAGAUUUAAACAAUGCCUCUGAUUUCUCCAGCGACAUCCGGUUGUCUUCUGAUCUCUCAGGCAGCAUUAAUGACCUGAACACUUUAGAUCCAAACCUGUUGUUUGAUCCUGGUCGGCAGCAUGUGCAGGAUGAUGAAGCUACACUGGAGGAGCUGAACAAUGACCCCUUGUUUCAGCAAAUCUGUAAUGAAUCUAUUAACUCCAUGACCUCAUCUGGAUUUGAAUGGAUAGAGAGCAAAGACCAUUCUGCAGUUGAAAUGCUGGGUUAA